This is a messenger RNA of Ruditapes philippinarum (Manila clam), 750 nucleotides long. Its product is annotated as tumor necrosis factor-inducible gene 6 protein-like. NCBI's taxonomy places the organism in Eukaryota, Metazoa, Mollusca, Bivalvia, Venerida, Veneridae. The record is from RefSeq and is a predicted model, not a curated record.
UUCAGUUUGAAUGAACGGCAAAUUAAUAAUGCAUAUAAACAUUAGUGCCACAAGCUCCGUUUUAAUAUUCAAAACUAAUAACUGAUUAAACUGAAUCGUUAAUUCACUGAUGAGCUUAGCGUCUCAAUGAGUAGUUAUAACGGUACUAUUCGUUUAUUACUGUACGGAAAUAUUGUUUGAAUACAUGUUGGGAAAAUGUUCAUACGUGAUAUUUAAAAAUUCUUGCUGUACUUGAGAAACUUAAGAAAAUAAAUAUUAACACUUCAAGUGUUCUGGAAUUGAAAUAUAUAUAAUUUAUUAAUAAAUAAUAUUUCUAUAUAAAAUAUGACUGCAUUUUACAAUAAUAAAGAACUGUUUGUUUUGCUGAAUGCGAUAUGCGCAUUUUCCGCAGCAACAGAUAAUGGUUGUGGCGAGGUACGCAGACGUGCUACUGAGGAUCCGCAGAACCUGACAUCCCCGAACUUCCCACUGCCGUAUCCGAGGAAUACCACGUGUACUUGGUGGAUAUCAUCAGUGUAUUUCUAUAGUGAUAUCUAUAUUGAACUCAAACAUCUUGAUAUAGAGGACAGCAAUGACUGUGAUGAUGACAGCCUCACUAUCUAUCAACAUUACAAAGGUGACGAGUUUGUUGUUAAGAUAUGUGGAAAUGAAGCCUCUGACGAGACACUGAAGCUUGGUAGAGAUGUGACCAUUGUUUUCAAAACUAACAACGAUAUCGAACGAACAGGAUUCGUCCUACAGUACUACAUG